Sphenostylis stenocarpa is the source of this 687-nucleotide messenger RNA. Lineage: Eukaryota; Viridiplantae; Streptophyta; Magnoliopsida; Fabales; Fabaceae. The record is from the annotation of a GenBank genome assembly.
AUGAUCACUCUCACUACUACCACAUUGCAACGUAAUGCCACAAAAUUGUUUAAGCAGCUUCAGAUUCAAAUCCAAACCACAAUUGCUCUUGGAAAUCCAACAGAAGAAGAUGUAAAUGGCUCAAUGGAGAAGGUCUUAGCACUUGACAAAGCUUACCCACUUCCCUUGUUGGGAGCCAUGCUUGACAAGAUUCCCGAAAAGAGGGACAAUGGAUGGAGUGAAGAGCUAGAAAUGGAAUUGAGGGAGGUUGUUGAAAUGGUGAGGAGAAAAGACGCUGAGGAUUUUGAGAGGCUAGGAAGCAUGGCGCUGAAGAUGAACAAGAGUUUGGGCAUAGCAGGUCCUUUACUGAGUGGCAUUGCAGCAGUGGCAUCAGCAUUGGUGGGGAGUGGAUCAUUGGCAGGUGUAACGGCAGUCAUGGCUGGCUCACUGGCAGCUGCAAUCAAUGCUUUGGAGCAUGGUGGGCAAGUGGGGAUGGUGUUCGAGAUGUACAGAAAUUGCGGGGGAUUAUUCCAACUGUUGGAGGAGACAAUAGAAGCUGAGGUGGAAGAGGAAGACUUGGAGAGAAGACAAAAUGGAGGACUUUUUGAAAUGAAGAUAGCUUUGAUGUUGGGGAGAAGUGUGUCACAGCUGAGAGAACUCACCACAAGAUCAGCUUCAUGUCGGAUGGAGGGAAAUUGUAAUGGAUGA